Messenger RNA from Cyphellophora attinorum, 516 nucleotides. RefSeq lists its product as uncharacterized. The transcript has a single exon. The coding region runs from base 1 to 516 and encodes 171 amino acids. The record is from RefSeq and is a predicted model, not a curated record. NCBI's taxonomy places the organism in Eukaryota, Fungi, Ascomycota, Eurotiomycetes, Chaetothyriales, Cyphellophoraceae.
AUGCCUCCCCCAAAAACAACAGCAGCAGAACCCAUCUCAGCCCUCUACCGCCUCAUCUUCCUCUAUCUCGAGCCCUUCUUCGCAUUCAGCGGCGCCAUCCAAGUCCUCGUCGCCCCUUUAACCUGUAUCGCCAUCAGCCACCCCGCUCUUCACGCCUACCUAGCAACCAACCCUGCCGAUCUCCCCCUCUUCCAAUCCCAAUUCACGACCAUCGCCGGAGGCUGGCUGCUUCUCGCUCUGAACGACAUCAUCACGCUUCGCGCUUUUCGCAGGCAGCCCAGAGUCUGGUGGUACGUGAUGCUCGUGCACCUGGUGAGCGAUGCGGUGUACACGUUCAGUUUGUAUCAGGACGGCAGGCUGCAGGGGCAUGGCCUGGGGCGGUUCGUGGAUGUGAGAACGUGGGAUUCCAAUGAGUGGGUGACGAAUGUAUUGACGUUUCCGUUCACGGCUGCGAAGAUUGCGUUUUUGCUGGGCUUGGGGUUGGAUUUUCAAGUCGAGGGGAAGGUGAAGCUCUAG